Molecule: messenger RNA, 879 nt
Organism: Aspergillus niger
Lineage: Eukaryota; Fungi; Ascomycota; Eurotiomycetes; Eurotiales; Aspergillaceae
Exons: 3
Coding region: 1-879 (292 amino acids)
Biological process (GO): protein phosphorylation
Cellular component (GO): nucleus
Molecular function (GO): cyclin-dependent protein serine/threonine kinase activity; ATP binding
Source: RefSeq, a predicted model, not a curated record
AUGGCAUCCGCUGGGUUGAUCUGCCAGGGUGAAGCGGGAAGACGGUACCGGCUUGUCCGGCCCCUUGGAACAGUACGCGGCAAAAGUUGCAAUGUAUGGUUGGGACUUGACGAUUCUAAACCCGACGCUGAGUACAUUAUGAAACGGCCAUUAGCAGAUCAAAAUGAAGAAUCCUGGUCCGGUGCUCUCUCUGCUUUCAAGCAUGAACUGGAGAUGCAAAGGCUUUUUGCAAAGGAUCCCAUGAUCCGAAAGCUCGUUGACUAUGUCCCUGAGUCGGAGCCUAGUGGCCUGAUGAUGGUCCUUGAAGCAUUUACGGACUCGCUCUGGGAUGCUCGAAAUGUGAGGCCGUUUACUACGAAAGAAAUCAAAUGGAUAAUGAAGGGCGUCCUUCUCGGCAUAUUUACAGUGCAUAUGAAAGGCCUGGUUUACACUGUUAGCAAACCAUCUACCCGAGAGAUCACUUCUCUCACAUAUCGAAGUCCUGAAGUUCACUUUGGAAAACCAUGGUCUUCGAGUACAGAUGUUUGGUCCUGGGGAGUAAUAUUGGCGCAAUUGCUUCAAGCACAGGUGGACUUCAAGUCACCGGGGAUGUACGAUUCAAUUCAGACCGGUACCCUAGCAGAGAAGGGGAAUGUCAUCCGUGAUCAGCUUGCAAUUGAUUUCGACUUGUCCUCUGUGCCAUUCUACGCUGAGGAUGAGCAAUGCGCCAAAUUUUUGCCUACUCCACAGCCGGAAGAGGCAUACAUGUGGGCUAACACCAUGAUUGAGAAAGGUGUUUCGGGUGAAGAUAUCCAAUUUCUGGUGGAAGUUCUUAACCCAGAUCCAAAUGCGCGCCUUACAGUGCGUGAAAUCCUCGAAAGUGGGUAUCUGGAAGUUUAA